Ciona intestinalis (vase tunicate) is the source of this 2536-nucleotide messenger RNA. RefSeq names its product peroxisomal acyl-coenzyme A oxidase 2. Gene Ontology annotation, molecular function: fatty acid binding; FAD binding. Gene Ontology annotation, cellular component: peroxisome. Gene Ontology annotation, biological process: very long-chain fatty acid metabolic process; lipid homeostasis; fatty acid beta-oxidation using acyl-CoA oxidase. NCBI's taxonomy places the organism in Eukaryota, Metazoa, Chordata, Ascidiacea, Phlebobranchia, Cionidae. The record is from RefSeq and is a predicted model, not a curated record.
AUCAGGCAUAGGUUGCAUUUAGGCAUUUUAAAGUAGUGGAUAAGAAAAAAUGAGUAAACAGAGUCGUUUAUUGGAAGAAGAAAGACGUAAAGUGAAUUUUAGUGUUGAGGAACUGACUAAUAUUUAUGAUGGUGGGGUGGAACAGACUGAGAUGAAAAGAAAAGUGGAGGCUGCAAUUCACAAUGAUCCUGAAUGUCGGUGUAAAGAUGUUGGAAUGAUGACUAGAGAAGAGAGAUUCAAUGAUGGCAUGAGAAGGACGAUACAUUUGAACAAAGUUGUUUUUCCUCGGGAAGGAUGGAAUGCGUUCUCAAAAGAGCUUGAUUAUGUAUUGAGGAAUAUCGGUAAAGAAUUUUGCUUAGGCAUCCACACUGGUGUGUUCCUUCCUUGCAUUUUAAGUUUUGGAUCAGAUGAACAAAUAGCAAAGUGGUUGCCCCUUGGUGCUCAGCUUCAAAUUAUUGGAACAUACGCACAGACUGAACUUGGACAUGGUACCUUUCUACGUGGUUUGCAAACUGUAGCAACGUACGACAAAGCAAGUCAAGAAUUCGUCAUCAACUGUCCUGAAAUUUCUGCCAUGAAAUGGUGGCCUGGAGACAUGGGAAAGUCAGCGAACCAUGCUUUAGUGAUGGCACAGGUUGUGAUUGACGGCAAGAAGUAUGGAAUGCACCCAUUUAUUGUUCAAAUAAGGGACCUUACUACUCAUAUGCCUCUGCCAGGUAUUACUGUUGGUGAUAUAGGAAACAAAGUUGGUUUUGAAACAACAGAUAACGGAUUCUUGCAUUUUAACAAAGUUCGAAUUCCGAGAGAAAACUUACUUUGCAAAAACUCUGAGGUGAAGCCAGAUGGAACAUACGUGGCAAAAACUAAAGACAAGAUGGUUUAUGGUUCCAUGGUAAGGUUAAGAGCUAUUUUUCUAGAGGGAGAAGUGGUCAGUGCUCUUGGUAAAGCUUGCACCAUCGCUGUCAGAUAUUCUCUUGUAAGACAACAAGGGGAACUUGAACCUGGAAAACCUGAAGUAGCAGUGAUGGAAUAUAUGACACAGCAAAAGAAGUUGUUGCCUUAUGUGGCGAUGACAUAUGCCACUCACUUUGCUUGUUUGAAACUGAAAAAAAUGUACAAUAUUUUCGAACAGAAAGUGAAAGAAGGAGACCUUUCUGGAUUGCCAGAGCUUCAUGCUUUGUCAGCUGGUAUGAAGGCUUCAGUAGCUGAACAGUGCACUGAUGGAAUAGAAAUACUUCGGAAAUCAUGUGGUGGCCACGGCUAUUCCAAUGCAAGUGGGAUACCAAUAAUUUGGGCUCGUGCUGUUGCUGGUUGUACAUAUGAAGGUGAAAAUACUGUUAUGUAUCUACAGUGUGCCAGGUAUCUGGUAAAAUGCUACAACCAAGUUCAGACCAACAGAUUGCAUGGAACUGUUGCUUAUCUAAACAACAUGAACCAAUCAACAUGUAGAGUUAACAAAGCAAAUGAUUUCCAGCAACCUGCUGUACUUGUGGCUUGCUUUCAAUACAGGGCCAGAGAAGUCAUAAAAUCAGUUGCUAUGAAAAUUAAUCAUUUAACUAAAAAUGGUUAUCCAAAUCAUGAAGCUUGGAACAAAUGUUCUGUGGAGCUUGUCAAUGUAGUUAAGGCACACAUCACACAAUACAUUGUGGCUACUUUUGCAUCUGUGAUAGAUGAGCUAUCUUGUUCACCACCUGUUAAAACAGUCUUACUCCAAAUGUGUGCUUUGUAUGCACUUGAAAAUAUAACUUUAUACUCUGGGGAUUUUCUGAAGGUUGGUUACCUAUCACCAAAACAAUGUGAUCUUGCUCUGGAGGCUGAACUUGACUUGCUGUCUUGUUUAAGACCAAAUGCAGUUGGUUUGGUUGAUGCGUUUGAUUAUUCGGAUGAUUUACUUCAGUCUUGUAUUGGUGCUUAUGAUGGUAAUGUAUAUGAGAGACUGUUUGAAUGGGCAAAGAAGUCACCAUUAAAUAAAACUGAGGUACAUGAAGAGACUUACAAAUAUUUGAAACCAUAUCUUCAUGCUGGAAGAGAUAUAUUAGAAGGGAAAACAAAAUCAAAGCUGUAGUUUGUAAUAUUUACCGUACAGCUUUGGUGGAAUACUUAUAUUUGUUUUAACAACCCAUUCCUCUUAAUUUGAUAUUCUAUUUGUAAUUUUAUUGAAUGCACUUCUUCAUAUUCAUGAACUGUAUUUACAUAGUUUUGGUGUAAAUAAUUCUGCUGAAUACAAGCUUACUGUAAUGAUUUUCUUAGUUAUUUUUUUGGGUUGUGACUACGCCAUAUUUAACCUUUAAAUGGAAUAAAAAAAUGUAUAUUGAUAGGAACAGUAAAAUGUUUUUUGUCAAUUCACCACUAUAAAUUACUCCCCAAAGAACACCAAAAUAAAUCGCCAUUUUUUUGGGUUGUGACUACGCCAUAUUUAACCUUUAAAUGGAAUAAAAGGAUGUAUAUUGAUAGGAACAGUAAAAUGUUUUUUGUCAAUUCACCACUUUAAAUUACUCCCCAAAGAACACCAAAAUAAAUCGCCGGUUAUCGUAAA